Molecule: messenger RNA, 863 nt
Organism: Racocetra fulgida
Lineage: Eukaryota; Fungi; Glomeromycota; Glomeromycetes; Diversisporales; Gigasporaceae
Source: the annotation of a GenBank genome assembly
AUCAAAAAACAACUUUGAAUUUAUGGAAUAAUCAAAAAAUAAAAUACAUAGUUGCUACAAACGCUUUUGGUAUGGGAGUUCAUGCACUUCAUGUUCGAACAAUUAUUCAUACUACUUUUCCAUUAUCUCCAACAAACUUUGUGCAAGAGGUAGGACGAGCUGGCAGAGAUGGACAAUCAGCUGAAAGUUUAGUAUUAUAUGCAUGUGCAGAUAUUCGUGAACUACUAAUGAUUGUUGAUACUAAGCCUGACUCUCUAGAAAUGCUAGCUGUUCGACGUCGUCGUGAGCAUUUAGACAGAUCAAAAAAAAAAAUAUUCGCAAUGGCUUAUACCUUUGAAGAGUCAUAUCAAUGUCAAGAUCCCGAAAUUUCUGAGUGUGGUGCUUGUGAUAACUGCAUAAGACAUAUUACAGAUAAUAUUAUUUGGUGUGAUAUUAGUAUAGAUUUGCUUCGAAUUCUAGAUACUGUGGAUAAACUUUUGAGAUUUACAAAUGAUCUGGAAACACAGUUAGUGACUUUUGGUCGUAAUGAUAUCGUAGAUGUCUUUAUAAAAGCUAAUAACAAAAACACACGUGAAAAAAAUUUAACUUCCCUUUGGACAAAUGAAAGUGAUGAUAUGAAUAAUGAUACUGUAAAUAUACUUAUUCAGACUAAAAGCAUGUGUCUACAUGCGAUUGAUAGGCUUUGCUUAGAAGGAAUAUUGGCGCAAAAAGUAAUAAUUAAACCAAUGUGGCCAGGAUCUUUAGCAUUAGUAUAUACGUCUAAUAUUUCAGAGAUCGCCCCAAACGCAAGGCAAAAAAUAGGUAAAAAGUUGUGGUUAGAAGCUUUCAAGCCAAGUAAAAAAAGAACUGACAUAAAACAGUAA